Pestalotiopsis fici W106-1 is the source of this 756-nucleotide messenger RNA. RefSeq lists its product as uncharacterized. Bases 1 to 756 code for a protein of 251 amino acids. Lineage: Eukaryota; Fungi; Ascomycota; Sordariomycetes; Amphisphaeriales; Sporocadaceae. The transcript has a single exon. The record is from RefSeq and is a predicted model, not a curated record.
AUGGCGCCUACAACCAAGCCCAAGCUUCCGCAGCUGACGACUCCCGUCACGGCCACAUUUCCAUCCGAGCUGUCUGCUCUGUCAGCCAGGACGCCCUUGUCAGCCAUUCCAAUCGAAAUCAAGGAGGAGUUCACCAAGACUCCGAUCAGUCCCCCAAUCGCCUACAUGGAUUUUCUGAGGGCCAUGUCAGUCGCUUCUCCCGUCAUAGCAGAUAAGCGAUCUGGCAGCUCGAGCAGCGAAGCAGAGGAGGACGACGGAACUCGAGACUCGGUCCCGUCAACAGCCAGCAGCGAACAGACUGAUUGCUCAUGCAAAUGCGGAGAUCACCUGUCACCCGCCGCCGUUCCGCCUAGCCCAUAUCCAGUCCAGCCAAUGUCGGCGCCACCAACGGGAGUCACGUCAUACCCAAGUAUGCACAUCCCACCGUCACCCGCCAUGUCUACUCUGGAUUCACCCAUGAGCGCAUCAAUAAGAUCACCAUUCAGUGCAAGAUCAGUCCGCUCGCCAUUCGACUGGGAAGCAGCACUCAAGUCACGAUACGCGCAGGACUGCAAAGCCACCAAAUCUUCCAACAGAAGUGUCCGGCAUAUCAGAGAGGUCGUGACAAGGACUGUCACAUACACGCCUCGAAUGAACCCAGCGCCCAAGGGAAAGAGAAGGCGCACGGAAUGUUCAAAAUCGCAAGCCCUCCUGGCUGCCGCAGCAGCAGCGGGCGAAACUCUACCACCACCAACGACGAGAUCAAAAACCGCAUGA